GGUGGCCGCGGUGUGUGUAGCCAUGUGGGAUGCGUCCUUCUCUUGCAUAUCGGGCCGUGAUGUGGCAGGCAAGAGCCCCAAUCCCGUCAUGACACAGAUUGGCGAUGGCUGGUGGUUCCAUCCCAGAGACUAAGCAAGUGCCGUGGAGAAGACAAACCCUGGUAAAUUUGAGGGCUGGUGAGGUGUGUGGGCUUGGGUACUUUCCCGAGUGACGGAGGACGACCGGCGGGACGGUUCCAGGUUGCUCUGCAAGGGCACCUGGCCUGGAGGGCUCCUGCCUUGCAACAAUAUAAGUUCUGCCGCUUGACGCACCACUCACCUUCCGUCUGCUUCCAACUUCCAAGCUCGUACAAGUCCCACCUGUCCUGGUCUGCCCUUCAAAACCACGACUCUUCGUCCUCUCUUCUCUCUCCUCGACCUUUUCCCUCAACAACAACAACAACAAUCUUACAGAGCAUCGACUUUUUUUGCGACUCUCCUAGCCAACCACCCCUUAAGCAUCAUUCUACAUUUAUUCCUAGGAUCACAUCCCCACCCACAUCGCCAAAAUGAAGUCCAUCGCUACUUUCGUCCUUGCUUUCGGCGCUGCCUCCGUUGUGGCCCAGAACCAGUGGCCCGAGGGCUUCCCCGAAUGCGGUAAAACCUGUAUCAGCAACAUGCAAGGCAAGGCUGGUAGCGAGUUCUCCAACUGCGCUGCCGGUGAUGCUGCGUGCCUCUGCGGAGCCGCCAACUUCCGCUGGGGCAUCAACGACUGCGCCGACCAGGCUUGCGGUAACUCGGCUGUUGCCCAAGUUGUCAAGGAUUACGGCGUCGCCUAUUGCAGCUCUGUCAAUGCCCCUACCGCCAUCCCCCCUACUGUCUCGAAUGUCCCUACUACCUCGGCUGAUGCCUCCGCCACCACCACCCAGGGCUCAGAGAGCGCCACUACCACCGAGUCCAGUGAUGAUGCCACUCCCACUCCCGUCUCGACCCAGACUUGGACUUCGACCCUGACCUCUGAUGGCGUCGAGGCUACUGCCACUGGCACCACUACCAUUCUGGGCAUCUCUAAUGUUCCCGGUGCUACCUCGGUUCCCGAGACCACCCUCACCACCGAUCUUCUCACCACCGUCACCGAGGACUCCACUACCUUCACCUCCACCGUUGGCCAGACCACCCUCACCACCAGCCUCACUGGCUCUGCCCUCAGCAGCGCUCUUAGUAGCCAGGCUGACGAGGCCACUCAGUCUUCCGAUGCUAGCACCAGCACCAGCAGCGCCUGGGGUGCUCAAGUCACUGCUCCUCCUGCCCUCGGCUUCCUUGCCGCCGCUGGUAUCGCUGCCGCUCUUCUCUAAGUUGUUGCACCAUCAACGACGUUUUUUCUUUGAUGGACAACGACAUGGCCCAAAAAGGAAGAUACGAGACACGAUAUCCCAAUCUUAAUGACUGGUGGCCGGCUUGGUUGCGAAUGGAACUCAUGAGUAGUUAGACAAGAGCCCCAGUCCUCACUGGGUCUUGAUGGCUGAUUUUUUCUUUUCUCAUUUGGUGUGGUGUUGACGGUGGUGGUUCGGCAGGUGCUGUUUUUUGCUUGCUGGACAUUGAUUCUCUUGUACAUAUUGUAGGAUUUGGGACGUUUAUUUGCGGAUAUGAUACCCCCACGACGGGUCGACAUUAGUGAUUUUACGCAUGGCAUGCAUCUGAAGGGUUUAAUGAGGCUACCCAUGUAAUAGAUAGAUAGUGAUAUGGGUGGGAAUUUACGAAAUAUUCUUAAUUUGGUUCUGAUUUCUCUGUGAAUUGUGU
This is a messenger RNA of Podospora bellae-mahoneyi, 1779 nucleotides long. RefSeq lists its product as uncharacterized. Lineage: Eukaryota; Fungi; Ascomycota; Sordariomycetes; Sordariales; Podosporaceae. The transcript is spliced from 3 exons. Bases 549 to 1334 code for a protein of 261 amino acids. The record is from RefSeq and is a predicted model, not a curated record.